Messenger RNA from Perkinsus marinus ATCC 50983, 867 nucleotides. RefSeq lists its product as hypothetical. The transcript has 3 exons. Lineage: Eukaryota; Perkinsozoa; Perkinsida; Perkinsidae. The annotation marks the transcript as partial. The record is from RefSeq and is a predicted model, not a curated record.
CUUUAGUUCCUUGUACUUUAUCUUCCUUGUUUCUAUUACUCAUAUCUAAUCCUACAACUACUACAACAAGACCAUAAUGAAUACUAGUGCACGUAAUACACAAGAAGACUUCACCAACCAAGGUGCUGUUGUUGAUGAUGGUGCUUCCCCCUCUACCUCGUCUUCUCUUGAAGCUCCCGAACCACAUUAUGUAGUGCCUAAGGUUAAGGCACCAUCGGUAUGCCCAAUAUUUGGCAGGCUAACGUUUCUAACAGUAGUGCUAGUCUGUUGUCUAAUAGUAGCUGCAGUAUGGUUUUGUCAUGGUUAUAGUUGGGUAUAUGAUAAGACUACUAAGAUAUGGCCUAUAUAUGAAUGUCCUUCAUUACAGUCAUCUUUCCAUUUCAAGGAGAAGGAUCUAUGGGGUCCAACAUGUUCUAUGUCUAUAAAGUAUGAUUUCCUAUUAGCUGAUCGUAUGAAGAGGAAUGGUAUUACAGUACCAUAUGGUACCCCACCAGAAGAGGCAUUAGAACGUUGUAUCCUACCACAUGAUGAUGAAGGAUAUAUUACAUGUUUCUCAGUGAAUUCAUGUGAUUAUAUGUGUCGUGAAGCUGAUACUAAUGGUAGAUGUCCAGCUGGUAAGACAUUAAAUAAGGAUAAGACUGAUAUGGAUAAUAAUGUCCAAUGCAAUGUAUGGUUAGCUGCUCAAACUUUUACUGAUCAAUUAGCAUGUUAUAAAUUAGAGGUUGCUGCUUAUUGUGGUAGAACAUUUAAAGUAACACCCUCUAAUAUACUUGCUGUACGUGGGCUUAUUGUGGCUACUGUGGUGAUGUUGGUAUUCUGGAUAAUAGCUGAGUUUGUUCUAAGAAGUGUUGACAAGGGUUUACGCCA